Messenger RNA from Pyrus x bretschneideri (Chinese white pear), 1338 nucleotides. Its product is annotated as protein FAR1-RELATED SEQUENCE 5. The coding region runs from base 151 to 909 and encodes 252 amino acids. The transcript has 3 exons. NCBI's taxonomy places the organism in Eukaryota, Viridiplantae, Streptophyta, Magnoliopsida, Rosales, Rosaceae. The record is from RefSeq and is a predicted model, not a curated record.
UUGAAUUGAGCCCCAUAUUUACAACCUGAACCCUCUCGCCUUCCUCCCUCCCACUCUCUCUCUCUCUCUCUCUGUGUGGCGUCGAGACUCAGAAACCAGGCGUUUCCAUGUCCUUCACGAUCAACUAACGGAAGGGUUUCGCGAAUUUACAUGGAAUUUGCACUUGAUGGUGAUGUUGAUGGCGAGGUGGUGGGGAGUUCUGCUGAGAUGGAACUUAGUAGAGCAGCUGAUGAAAAUGAAACCGGCGGUAGUUCUGUUGAAGGGGCAUUCCAGUUGGGCCUGGAUGAUAAAAUAAAUGUAGAUUCUCCUGGAGGGGAUAUAAUUCCAGAAGCAGUUCCUGUAGUAUCGGUGGUUUCCGCAGAUGAGCCAUAUGUUGGUCAAGAGUUUGAAACUGAAGCAGCUGCUCAUGCAUUUUAUAAUGCAUAUGCCACACAUGUGGGAUUCAUAAUUCGUGUAAGCAAGCUCUCUCGAUCAAGGCGUGAUGGAUCUGCCAUUGGUCGUGCACUUGUUUGUAACAAAGAGGGUUAUAGAAUGCCUGACAAACGUGAAAAAAUUGUAAGGCAAAGAGCCGAGACCAGGGUUGGUUGCAGAGCAAUGAUUUUGGUGAGGAAAGUAACUUCUGGGAAAUGGGUUGUCACAAAAUUUGUAAAGGAGCACACUCAUACUUUGACACCUGGGAAAGGUCGAAGGGAUUGCAUUUAUGAUCAAUAUCCGAAUGAGCAUGACAAAAUUCGGGAAUUAUCUCAGCAGUUGGCAAUAGAGAAAAAGCGUGCUGCGACCUAUAAAAGACAUCUGGAACUAAUUUUUGAGCACAUUGAAGAACACAACGAGAGCCUAUCAAAGAAGAUCCAACACAUAGUAGACAGUGUGAAGGAGAUUGAAGGCAAAGAACUGCAAGGACACAGAUAAGGAUUGCUGCAACUUAAGCACCUCUCGUUUGGUAAAACAUAGAAUCAAGCAAUGUCGUGGACAAUGCUGCAGGAUGAAUUGUUCGGUCAUUGUUUUGAUUUUAGUGUUAGGGGUUCGCCCGGAAUCUAGUUAGUUUCUAACUUUCUAUAGCUUUGUGAUGUUUUAGUCACUGGCAUUCAUUGGACUGCCUUGCGUAAAUUUCUCGUCUGCAUCAAAUGGUCAGUAGGGAAAAUGUUAUUGAGCCCAUGUACAGUUUUACCUGAGCCAUCCAUGUGAAUUGUGCUUAUAAAGCAGAUUAUAGGACGUCCGAAGGAAGUUGGAAUCGAACCAUCGCUUACACGUGAAAUUUGAUAUGAGGUCUGUUUUGUAUAGCUUCAGAACAGUGUAUUCAAUCCUCCUUUUAAAUACAACUCUUGAGAAUUUCCCUUU